CAUGGUGAAGGAUAUCCUUGGGCUCCUUCCAUGAUCGCUCCUCGGACUUUACUUUGGACCACUGGCUUGAAGGAUCAACACACAUCCAACUUCCUCCUACCAGUCCAAGACUAAUGGAACUGUUGAACAGCCAAUUGUACUUCUCUCACUAAGACUGACCGGGUAGACUCGCCUCGGGGACCCACCAAGUACCACCGGAGGGGCUGCGUGUCCACUGGAGAGAGUUCCUGACUGGAUGCCCAAGACGCUGCCAACAGUCCGUGGCGGAGAGCGCCCGGGACGCUGACCAGGGGGGUCCAUGACCCCGGCGGGGGCCGCCCAUCAGCAAUGAAAGGUUUCGCGGGCAGCCGCAGCCAUCACCACGGAGUCCCCUGCGAUGCCACCUGCGAUUCGCUGGCGCAUCCCUCGGACCGAAAGCCAUACCUGCUGAGCCCGGUGGACCCGCACCCGGCCGACCACCCCUACUACACGCAGCGCAACUCCUUCCAGGCCGAGUGCGUGGGCCCCUUCAGCGACCCGCUGGCCAGCAGCACCUUCCCCCGGCGCCACUACACCUCGCAGCAAGAGCUGAAGGACGACGAUGAGUGCGCCCUCGGGCCGCGCACCCUGGCGGCCAAGGCCAACCGCCUGCCGCCCAACCUCCUGGACCAGUUCGAAAGGCAGCUGCCGCUGGGCCGCGAUGGCUACCACACCCUGCAGUACAAGCGCGCGGCCCUGGAGCACCGCAGCGACAGCCCCGGCCGCAUCCGGCAUCUGGUGCACUCGGUGCAGAAGCUCUUCACCAAGUCGCACUCGCUGGAGGGGCCGUCCAAGGGCAGCCUCAACGGGGGCAAGGCCAGCCCGGACGACACGCAGCCCCUGCGCUACAGCAAGCGCAGCAAGAGCAAGGAGCGGCGCGCCGAGCCCAAAGCCCGGCCCAGCGCCUCGCCCGCGUGGUGGAGCUCGGACGACAACCUGGACGGGGACAUGUGCCUCUACCACACGCCCUCGGGCGUGAUGACCAUGGGCAGGUGCCCCGACCGCUCGGCCUCGCAGUACUUUGUGGAAGCCUACAACACCCUCAGCGAGCAGGCGGUGAGGACCUCCCGCAGCAACAACGACGUCAAGUGCUCCACCUGUGCCAACCUGCCAGUCAGUCUGGAGGCCCCGCUCCUGAAGAAGAGCGCCUGGUCGUCCACGCUGACGGUCAGCCGAGCCCGGGAGGUUUACCAGAAGGCCUCUGUGAACGUGGACCAGGCCCUGGUAAAGGCGCAGUCCAGUCAGCAGGAACGCUCCUGCCAGUACCUCCAGGUUCCUCAAGAUGAAUGGUCAGGGUACACUCCUCGGGGUAAAGACGAUGACAUUCCAUGCCGGAGAAUGCGGAGUGGCAGCUACAUCAAGGCCAUGGGCGAUGAAGACAGUGGUGACUCAGACACAAGUCCCAAGCCUUCCCCCAAAGUUGCUGCACGAAGAGAAAGUUAUCUCAAGGCCACCCAGCCAUCCCUUACAGAACUCACCACACUCAAGAUUUCCAGUGAGCACUCGCCCAAACUCCAGAUCCGGAGCCACAGUUACCUGAGGGCGGUCAGUGAGGUCUCCAUCAACCGAAGCCUGGACAGCCUGGACCCUGCAGGCCUGCUCACGUCGCCCAAGUUCCGCUCGAGAAAUGAGAGCUACAUGCGAGCCAUGAGCACCAUCAGCCAGGUGAGCGAGAUGGAAGUGAACGGCCAGUUCGAGUCUGUGUGCGAAUCCGUGUUCAGCGAACUGGAGUCACAGGCGGUGGAAGCGCUGGACCUGCCCGUGCCCGGCUGCUUCCGCAUGCGGAGCCACAGCUACGUGAGGGCCAUCGAGAAGGGAUGCUCGCAGGACGAUGAGUGCGUGUCCCUGCGGUCCGCGUCCCCACCUCGCACCGCCACCACCGUGAGGACCAUCCAGAGCAGCACCGGUGUCAUAAAACUGAGUUCUGCAGUUGAAGUGUCAUCUUGCAUUACAACAUAUAAGAAGACACCACCUCCAGUCCCACCUAGAACUACCACGAAACCUUUCAUUUCUAUCACAGCCCAGAGUAGCACAGAAUCUGCCCAGGAUGCCUACAUGGACGGACAGGGCCAGCGGGGGGACAUCAUCAGCCAGUCUGGACUCAGCAAUUCCACGGAGAGCCUGGACAGUAUGAAGGCUCUCACUGCCGCUAUUGAAGCAGCAAAUGCACAGAUCCAUGGGCCGGCGAGUCAACAUAUGGGCAAUAACACUGCCACGGUCACCACUACCACCACCAUAGCCACCGUGACUACGGAGGACAGGAAGAAAGACCACUUCAAGAAAAACAGAUGCCUGUCUAUUGGGAUCCAGGUCGAUGAUACUGAAGAGCCUGACAAAGCAGGGGAGAAUAAGGUGCCCAGUAAGUUCCAGUCCAUAGGAGUGCAAGUAGAAGAGGAAAAGUGCUUCCGCAGGUUCACCCGAUCCAACAGUGUGACCACAGCAGUACAGGCCGACCUGGAUUUCCAUGAUAAUCUGGAAAAUUCUCUGGAAUCUAUAGAGGACAAUUCCUGUCCCAGCCCGAUGACCAGACAGUUUUCCCGGGAUGCCAGCACUUCGACGGUUAGCAUCCAGGGCUCAGGAAACCAUUAUCAUGCCUGCGCGGCAGACGAUGACUUUGAUACAGAUUUUGACCCCUCUAUUCUGCCUCCCCCUGACCCUUGGAUUGACUCCAUCACGGAAGACCCGCUGGAAGCCGUUCAAAGGUCAGUGUGCCACCGAGAUGGCCACUGGUUUCUGAAACUUCUGCAGGCGGAGCGCGAGCGCAUGGAAGGGUGGUGUCAGCAGAUGGAGCGGGAAGAGCGGGAGAACAGCCUGCCGGAGGAGAUUCUAGGGAAAAUCCGAACCGCAGUGGGCAGUGCCCAGCUUCUCAUGGCCCAGAAAUUCUACCAAUUCAGAGAACUGUGUGAAGAAAACCUGAAUCCGAAUGCUCAUCCAAGGCCCACCUCCCAGGAUUUGGCGGGUUUUUGGGACAUGCUGCAGUUGUCCAUAGAAAAUAUUAGUAUGAAAUUUGAUGAACUUCAUCAGUUAAAGGCCAAUAAUUGGAAACAGAUGGAUCCUCUUGACAAGAAGGUAGAACAAUGUAGAUUUUGUAUGGUUCAUUUAAAAACCUGCACAAACACUGGACAGUUUAAAUAGGUUUCUGCAUUCAGGCCUGCGGUUUACAAUGUGAAAUGGAGCUGAUAUCAUAUUAAUUUCAUUGUAAUGACAAUGUCUACACACUAAUCAUUUGGGACAUUCUCUGUAAUAUGUUUCAGGCAUAUCUUUAAAGAGAAACUUGUCUUUGUGAAUCGGAAAAUGGGAAUGCGGCUCUGCUUUUGUUAAUUAAACUUUAAGUUCAACCACUUA
Molecule: messenger RNA, 3363 nt
Organism: Echinops telfairi (small Madagascar hedgehog)
Lineage: Eukaryota; Metazoa; Chordata; Mammalia; Afrosoricida; Tenrecidae
Gene: DLGAP1
Product: DLG associated protein 1
Exons: 12
Coding region: 328-3153 (941 amino acids)
Biological process (GO): signaling
Cellular component (GO): postsynaptic specialization; glutamatergic synapse
Molecular function (GO): molecular adaptor activity
Source: RefSeq, a predicted model, not a curated record